This is a messenger RNA of Desarmillaria tabescens, 1967 nucleotides long. RefSeq lists its product as uncharacterized. The coding region runs from base 402 to 1967 and encodes 521 amino acids. The transcript is spliced from 10 exons. The record is from RefSeq and is a predicted model, not a curated record. Lineage: Eukaryota; Fungi; Basidiomycota; Agaricomycetes; Agaricales; Physalacriaceae.
AGUCAGUUCGAAUCGCAAUUGUGGCAUCGAAUGAACGUAUCGUCGAGAAGAAAGAAGGUAAGCACCGCCGGAAAGCUACCGGAGUAGAAGACUGCGGUCACAUGCCAUGCACGUGGAUGCGGAAAAAUUGGGCCGACCAUACGUUCAAAAAUGCACCGCCAUCGGUACCCACGAAAUCGACGCGAAAGAAGUGUCAGGGAAUUUGCGAGUUGUCGCAAUGUUAACACGAUCCCGGCUUCGCACCGUUUCUGAUUGCCUUCCAGAUGUUUGGAGCAGAUGACUUUUGGGUCGUGGAAUACUGGUUCCGCAUCUGACCAUAUGGCGACUCCCGGACCGAUUGAUCCACCAGCCUACCCUGUUUCCCAUCCGAAUCGCAAACAAUCAUCUUGAUUGCUCACGCGAUGGACCCAGCGAUAGUCUCUGCCUUUCAAAGCGCCCCACGAGCGUAUUUAGGAGACAUGAUCACACUUCCGAGGGAUUACAGGAUGCCUGAUUUAUCUUUGGUUCGGAGCCAAGCUGCUGAAGUUAUCCAACUCGCACGGGCUCCGACACCGCGUCAAGGCGAGACUAUAGACUCUCUCCCACCGGGAUUGUGGUACAGAUACAAGCUUCCUCGGCUUUUUGAGUUCAGCUAUUUCUGCUCUGUCGAUGAUAUCCCAGAAGACAUUUUACCGCAGUGUAUCUGGUCUCUCGAAUGGUGGAUUCGUGCCCUUCUAGAAGGGUCAGAUGAGCAACUGAAGCCAUUCACCAAAUGCGUGGAGCGUAGCCACCCGCAAAUUAACCUACCACUGGAAGCUCUGUACCAUGUUCGAUGUUCUAUGGAGACAGUCAAGGAGCACGGCGGAGAGUCCGAUAUCUUCCAUACAAGCCCAGGGCUAUACAUUUCGCACGCUAUAUGCCUCGCACGCGCCAGGAUAGACGACGUUGAAGCAAAGACAGCUUUGUCGCGUAUUAUCCAGGAUAUAACAUUCGACGCUGGCUCCGGAACUAUUGCGCAUCACGUCCAUGCAAAGGUGUAUCUUGCCCGCGUACUUCGGAGACUUGGGGAAGACGACGAAGCACAGGAACUGGAAGCAUGGCUAGUUAGAUGGUUCAAGAAGUAUCCACAUAAAUUUAAAAACGACAUUCUGGUGGGAAUGUUCACUACCGACAUUGAUCCAGCCGUGGAUCCGGUUUUCACGGGCCUUGGUGGAUUUAAGUGGCUGGAUCAUAGGAAGGCGACUUUGAAAACGGUAAUGCGUCAUGCGAGGUACUGCCAAAACUGCGGUGCUCGUGAACCGCAAGUGAAAUUGUUGAAAUGCCUGCAAUGCCAGCAUACGCUGUACUGUUCCAAAGAGUGCCAGAAAAUGAACUGGCGCUACCACAAGAAAUACUGCAAAGAUGCUACUGAACAGUCCAAGAGAAUAGCAGAAUUCGAGAAGAUUGGUGCAUCCGCGGCACAACAAUACCGAGACUGGAUGGAUACCCGAGAUAAUAUUAUGCCUGGGAUGAUAGAGUGCUUCGCACACGCUCUAGGACUGGCACAUGAUGAAUCACGAGGCCGGACACACAUCGUACUUCAGGAAGUCGAAUACGUCCCGUCCAUGAAAAGUCGUCUCGACAGAUUCAGAACCACCAGAGUCGGAGUUUUCAAACAAGAAGAUGCUUGGAAAGACGUUGGGUCCAUAUUACGCCUAGAUCCAGGCGAGGCGAAGAUGCACAUCCGCGAUAUGCUCGAGGCGUUUGAUCAGAGACCUAUGCAAGAGCAGGUCGGCAGCCAAACGCUCAUUCCUAUCUUUAAUUUGGUGUUCUCGGCCAAGCGCAGCGAUGGCCAGGCAUAUCUCAGAAUGGGUAUGAUUUCGCGAAAGGAGCUAGUAUUGAUGCAACGCAGAACGGACUGGAGACGGGAUAUCAACGUAGAAGGGGAACCUCCCACUCAGUUCAAGUUACGUGGCGGCAAGAAUCCGGAUGCAGAAUUCAUCUUUUGA